Xenopus laevis (African clawed frog) is the source of this 1529-nucleotide messenger RNA. It is a transcript of the gene tbc1d20.L, whose product is annotated as TBC1 domain family member 20 L homeolog. Gene Ontology annotation, molecular function: molecular function activator activity; GTPase regulator activity; GTPase activator activity. NCBI's taxonomy places the organism in Eukaryota, Metazoa, Chordata, Amphibia, Anura, Pipidae. Gene Ontology annotation, biological process: vesicle organization; endoplasmic reticulum to Golgi vesicle-mediated transport; Golgi organization. Gene Ontology annotation, cellular component: endoplasmic reticulum membrane; membrane. The record is from RefSeq and is marked provisional.
UGAUUGAGUUGCCAGUAACUGGGUAUCUGCCUUCUUCCCUUCCGGACAAUGUCAGUCAGAGGGGCGCACGGGAGCGAGUUCCGGAGACGUAGGAAACUGGGGGAUAUCCAGAAGGCUCUGAGGAAGGAGCCCCCAGAUGUGGCCACCCUGCGACGUAUGGCAAUCAGUGAAGGUGGGCUACUGACUGACCAGAUACGUUGCCAGGUGUGGCCCAGACUGCUGAAUGUCAGUGUGGAACAAUUGCCCCCUGCUGCUGGGCCUGAACUCCGCGUGGGCAACAAGGAUUACCAGCAGGUGUUACUGGAUGUUCGUCGCUCGCUCCGGCGCUUCCCCCCAGGGAUGCCCCUCAGUGAGCGGGAAGACUUGCAGGAGCAGCUGAUAGACAUCAUUUUGCAGGUGUUGUCCCAGAACCCCCAGUUGCACUAUUAUCAGGGCUACCAUGAUAUUGUGGUGACCUUCCUGCUGGUGGUGGGGAGCCGACUGGCGACUGUUUUGGUAGAUAAACUUUCCACUCAUCACCUCAGAGAUUUUAUGGAUCCAACCAUGGAUAAUACCAAGCACAUCCUCAACUACCUGAUGCCAAUCAUAGAGCUGGUGAACCCGUCACUGUAUGACUUCAUGCAGAGGUGCGAAGCCCGUUCUCUUAACACCCCCACCACACAAAUCUCUCCUUUGCUCAUAUUUCCAUGUCUUUCUGCUAGGGCGGAGGUUGGCACCAUCUUUGCACUGAGUUGGCUCAUCACCUGGUUUGGACAUGUCCUAUCUGACUUCCCACAAGUAGUGAGGUUGUACGACUUCUUCCUGGCAUGUCACCCGCUCAUGCCCAUCUACUUUGCUGCUGUGAUUGUGUUGCACAGGGAGGAGGAGGUGCUGGAGUGUGAGUGUGACAUGGCGUCUGUGCAUCAUCUGCUCUCAAAGAUUCCCCAGGACCUUCCAUAUGAAAUUCUCAUCAGCCGAGCGGGGGACCUCUUUGUUCAGUUCCCCCCAUCUGAGCUUUCACGGGAAGCAGUUGUACAACUUCAAACUCAAAGGACCGCAGCCUCUACUUUCAAAGACUUUGAAUUGGCCUCUACCCAGCAACACCCAGACACUGUGCUGCGCCGCCGCUUCAGAGACUCGGUCCAGGGAGAUCAUGGAGCAAAGUCUGUUCUCACCAAACCUCGCAGCAACCGCUUGAUGAAGUUAGCAGUCAUGGGCCUGACCGUAGCUAUAGGGGCAGCUGCUUUAGCUGUUGUGAAAAGUGCAUUGGACUGGGCCCCCAAGUUUGAGCUGCAGAUCUUCCCAUAAGUGACUGCAGGGGGUGUUCGGAGACAUGUGCCAAGGAGUUACAUCAGGACAUGUGAUGCUGUGUUAAGAUUCGCUGUUUGUGGAGCGCACUGGUGAUUUGCCCAUCCACAUGUCUGUCGGAGUCACCAGCCAAUGGUCACUGGGUGCGGGACACAUUUUGCCUUGUAUAUACCUGUAUUGACCUUGUAUAUACCUUUAUUUGCCUUGUAUAUACGUUUGUACAGAUAAAUGCCUAACACUGA